Messenger RNA from Amaranthus tricolor (Joseph's coat), 1143 nucleotides. RefSeq names its product profilin Sal k 4.0201. The coding region runs from base 402 to 803 and encodes 133 amino acids. The record is from RefSeq and is a predicted model, not a curated record. The transcript is spliced from 3 exons. Gene Ontology annotation, molecular function: actin monomer binding. Gene Ontology annotation, cellular component: cell cortex. NCBI's taxonomy places the organism in Eukaryota, Viridiplantae, Streptophyta, Magnoliopsida, Caryophyllales, Amaranthaceae.
UAGAGUGUGAAUCAUAUCCUUUUAUAUAUGAGAUAUUUUCCGUAUCAUCAAAGCAUCCCAUGUUAGUAGACAAGAAAAAAGGCAAAAGUAUGAAUAUUGGUAGGAGAAAUAAUUAGAAAAAGUGUUAAAUAAAGGCCUAAAAAAGAGGAGGACGUGAAUGGUAGUCAUUGAAUUAUUAAAGGUUGAGUAUGAUGCAUGAAUUGGCAUUGAUCAAUAAAUUGAUAUGUCAAAUUUGAGCCAAUUCUUUUUCUAUUAAUGACAUGUGAUGAGUUGUGAUCACAUUGCCAUUUCUUAUACAAUCUCAUAAAACAAAUCAAAGUAGAUAUCUCCUACCAUUCUCGAAUCACUCUUUUAUAUAUCUCUUUGAAUACAAGAAAAUCUAUCAGUAAAUUAUUGGAAAAAUGUCGUGGCAAACAUACAUAGAUGAUCAUUUGAUGUGCCCUAUUGAAGACACCGCCAACCACCUUACCGCCUCCGCGAUCAUUGGCUUUGAUGGUAGCGUUUGGGCUCAAAGCUCCACCUUCCCUCAGUUUAAACAAGAAGAGAUUAGUUCUAUCUUGAAGGAAUUUGAUGAACCCAACACCUUGGCCCCUACUGGUCUUUUUCUUGGAGGAGAGAAAUAUAUGGUUAUUGCUGGAGAACCAGGUGCUGUUAUUCGUGGGAAAAAGGGACCUGGUGGAGUCUGUAUUAAGAAGACAACCCAAGCUCUAGUGUUCGGAACCUAUGACGAGCCAGUUACACCAGGACAGUGCAAUAUGGUGGUUGAGAGGUUGGGUGACUAUCUUAUUGAACAGGGCAUCUAAGCUCAAAUACAACAUAAAUACAGCAUAAUAAGGACACUUAUUAAUAUUGUUCUUUUGGGACACCUUAUUAUAUUUUUAUUUCACCUAAAUUAAUUUUGUUAUUGAUGUUUCUCCAAGUUUUUUUUGUACACCAGGUGUGUGAAGCGAUGACGCAGUGUCAAAAUAUAGAGUUUUGAGUUUUAGACUUAUUGUUGUCGUUAAAUAUUUGUAAUAUACAAUAUUGCCUUUGGGCUAUUGAUAUGGUUUUUAUUGAUAUGUAUAGUUUAUUAUCACAUUGUAAUUUUUUUAAAUAUCACGAUUAUUUUAUUUUGUGAAUGAAAUUCAAGAAGUUUUGGUAUGA